This is a messenger RNA of Thunnus maccoyii (southern bluefin tuna), 1052 nucleotides long. Its product is annotated as protein Bouncer-like. The record is from RefSeq and is a predicted model, not a curated record. NCBI's taxonomy places the organism in Eukaryota, Metazoa, Chordata, Actinopteri, Scombriformes, Scombridae. The coding region runs from base 261 to 770 and encodes 169 amino acids. The transcript is spliced from 2 exons.
UUUUUUUUGCCUCGAUCAAGAAAUAUGUUUGCAAGACUACACAAAGCCUUUUUGAAGAUGGGGUAAAUGUUAUUUUUGAUGCAAUAAACUGAAGCUAAAAUUCAAUUUGAAAAGCAGUUUGUUUUAUGUGUGUGUGUGUUUCUACAAACUGCUUGUGACUCAAGCUCAAAAACACACCUGUUUCUGUUUGGCAAUCAGUGGCUUUGCUGGUUUUGGAGGUUGAAACUUCACAUGUUCAGGGGGGUUUUACAGUCAAGAGGAUGGGAUCACAAAGAAACCAGAGUCCGGACAUUCAUCUGCUGGGUCCGCACUACUUCCUGACCUCCGUCUUGUUGGCCACAGCUCUGGUCCUCCCAGCUUUCACCCUGGACGGCCUGCUGUGUUUCUACUGUCCUCUGCAGCACAAAAGCAAGUCCUGCCCCAAAAUCACCAGCCAGUGUCUGCCCCAUCAGCACUGUUCCAGCUCCAGGGGCCACUUCGGCUCCAUGCACAUCCUGUCUGCUCAGGGCUGUGUGGACAGUGAGCUCUGUGGUUCCCAUGAAAUCACCUCUUAUCGGGGAGUCAAGUACAAUGUCAGCCACACCUGCUGCUGCAAAGACAAAUGUAAUGGACCGCCGAAGUCUGAUGUCAGCCUGAAGAAGCUACUGGGGAUGAUCACAAACAAAACAGAUUACACCAACAUCACUCAUGUUCUUAGGGAGGAGCUUUGGGAUUCAUGUGCAAAUUACACAUCACCAAGCACCUCCCUAUUAUCUACCUCUGCAUCAUAGUUGUAUUUAUAGUAUUGAAGACUGUGGAGAGGCCUGUUAGCCAUAGGCACUUACCAGAGUCUGAUUUCAUCAUGUUUACACUGUGAUUGGUAUUUCUGCAAGAAUUUAUAAGAAACUAAAUCACAGUCUUUGCUGUUUAUGAUAAAGUUUUGCUCCAGAGAGAAAAAGGUGGACUUGUCAGCCCUCCUCCUGGUAUAUUUUCAAUGACUACAUUCUGAUGAUUAUUAUUUAUGUGGUUAUCAAUGAAUGCAACAAAAUAAAAGCACCAUAUUUAACCUCCCA